Papaver somniferum (opium poppy) is the source of this 954-nucleotide messenger RNA. Its product is annotated as glutamic acid-rich protein-like. The coding region runs from base 1 to 954 and encodes 317 amino acids. The record is from RefSeq and is a predicted model, not a curated record. The transcript is spliced from 4 exons. NCBI's taxonomy places the organism in Eukaryota, Viridiplantae, Streptophyta, Magnoliopsida, Ranunculales, Papaveraceae.
AUGUCAAGUUUUCAUGCCUUCAGUGACUUUGUGAAUAGAAACCUUGAGGAAGAUGAAGCAAAAAGAGGAGAAAAAGUAUGGUUUACUAAUUACCAACUAGAGAAGCAAAAAGAAGGACCAUUCUGGCCUGUUGUAGAUAUCUUUGUCCACAAAAAUGCAGACCGGAAAGAUGAGAAACAUACAAGUAAAAAGAGAGAUGAUAUAUGGACUAAGAACCCAAACUCAAUUCUGAAAAUUGUGAGACAGUACCGCCAUGAAAUUUGUGAUUCAGGGGGACAUUAUUUCAUGUUUGAUACUACCAAGAAGAACAAGCAAGUGGCAGUAAAGAGUGAACCUGAGGAUUUGUUUCUAUUUUAUGGGAUUAAGAUGGUGCCAAUGGAAGUUGAAAAAGGGGAAGAUGUAAAAACUGCAGCUGAAAAUAAAUACGGUCCGCUGAUAAACAGAUUGACUCUUAAGAAACGAACUGAGCUGGGAAAAAAAGAUGUGGAGAAGGAAAUCGCAAACGGAAGUAUGAUUAGCAAGAACCACUUUGCACACUUUUUUGAGUCUUUGGAUAGGAUGAAGAGAACUUGCUGGCCAGUUCAUAUACAUGAGUAUCUCAUGGAGAGCAUUAAGAAACAUCAGGAUUCACCACUUAAAGUUAAUGGUUGUGUGCUUUAUCUGUUGGCUUAUAAUGAUGAAGAACGAUUUCUUUUGGAUGAGUACCGGAGGAAGAAACAAGAAAAUAUCAUAGAUGUUGUGAAAGAAAAGCUGCGAAUUUCAGAUAUGCGAAGAAAGGAGUUGGAUGAGGAGCUUAGUGAAGUUCUGGAUGGGCAAGAAAGGCUUCUUAGUUUCGUUGAAGAGAAAAGACUAAAAGUUAAUGAAGAGGAGGAGGAUGAGGAUGAUGGUGAGGAGCACAAGGAAGAUGAUGAGAUUGAGGAGGAUGAGGAUGAGGAGGAUGACAAGGUUGAGUAG